Molecule: messenger RNA, 2648 nt
Organism: Bursaphelenchus okinawaensis
Lineage: Eukaryota; Metazoa; Nematoda; Chromadorea; Rhabditida; Aphelenchoididae
Source: the annotation of a GenBank genome assembly
AUGAAUGGUGGAUUUCCUUUCGAUGACCUUCCAUUUCUUAUACGUCGGGAUGUCAUGUGAGUUAAUAUAUUGUUUUUGAGGCAAAACUAAACGUUUCAGAUUAAAAUACGGUUUCUAAUUUCUCUAUAUUUAAACAAUUUUUAAAAUUAAAAAGCUUGAAAUUAACGAAAUUUGUUAAUUACAAGAUGUUAAUGAGCUCGGUACUAGAGUUUAUUAAAAUUGAGGUUGAUUUUCUAAAAUACGAGAUGGUCUUAAUGCAAUAUUCUAUGUUAAUAUAGGUUUCUAAACAAAGAUAUUGCCAAAAAUCAUGCUUAAAUUGAACAAAAUAAAAAAAUUAUAAAAGGUCUUUAGGGACAUAACCACCACAAUUUUUUAGUGACAUAGCCACGAUAAACGACUCCUCAUUCUUGUUGAAUCUUCGUUUGGUCAAUAAAAAAUGGAACGUUUUGAUCCAAUCGGUACUACAACAUCGGAGCUGGUUGAUUCAAAGAAAACGGCUUGAUUUUGGGCUGUUAAAACAAAUGGUAACUAGACAGAAUGAUAUUUUUUAUGAAUUGAAUUUGAAAAAAAGUCUAAAUUUUUGAAAAGUUAUUAUUUUGUGGUCAAUAAUUACGGAGAAAAGAUAAAAUGUAGUGUAUAUUUCUAACAUUUACAUGGUUUUUUGGAGAAAAAUUGAAAGAAAAUUGUUGUUAACGUAAAUUUACUGACAUGUGUUGACAUAACGAACAGAAAAAUCUAAACGUAAUGCUAUUUCUUUUCUAGCCCACAUUACCAACAACAUCGGUAACCCUAAAAGGCUUAGCAACAUUAGUCAAAGACGAUGAUGAUUACUACGAUUCAGACCAAGAUUCACCGUUUUCAUGGCGAAACAACCCAGAAUACAAUAUUUUACGGGAAUUUAUAGAACGACGGGACCUAGGCACGGACAAAAAUGCGUAUUUCCUACAUGGCACCAGUGGUAAUGGUACCACUUAUCUGAUGAACUGCAUAUCCAAGACCUAUCAAGAACAAUAUCACACGGUUUAUGUGCAUGGGAAGUCGUACACGGUCAAACCGAACAAAUUGAGAUUACUGAAUGCUUUCAAAGAGGCACUGUAGGUUAUGGCAAUAUUAUGAUACUUUUGGGGAGGAAGGGCAGAGGUAGUAGGUACGAAGGAGAGUGGAGUGAAAUAGGGAAGACUAGGGUUAGUAAUAAGGGAUGAGGGUGGGUGAGGAAGGACGGUAUUAGUAAGGAGGGCGGGGGUGAAAGAAGGAGUAGAAGUAAGAGAGGAGGAUGAGAUGAGACAGGGCAGUAACAGUAAGAAACGAGGGUGGGGUGAGAGAAAUGUGUUGGUCUUCAAAAUCGGUUAGGGAUCAAUGAAAACGAUUUUUUAUGAAGGGGGAGGGUUUUGUAAUUUUUUUAGAAGUUUUACUUUUUAUAAAAUUUUAUAUAAAUAAUAGAAAUGAAAAUUUUAGAAGCAACACGCCUUGCCUAUUAAUUAUCGACGAUGCUGAUAAGUUGGUCUUCGAAUAUCGCUCAAAUUAUGGUACGCUUUUUAACACUUUUGGCAUUUUAAAAUUAAAUUUUGUUAUAAAACAACAAUCAUUAACCUUGAUAAAGUAAAAAUACAAUGCCUAAUGUUUUGUAGUUUUAAUUAUUUAAUGCGUAAAUUACAGUGGACGAAUGGUACGAACAAAAAGGAAAGUUCCAAGACUUGAUGGAGUCAGUUCGAAAUGUCACUGGACUAAAAAUCAUCUUAACUUCGAAUGAAUGCACGCUUUACAAAACUGAAUUUAAUAGUAGGUGUAGAAAGGUUAUUUUGCAAAAUUUCAAGUUAAAAUACGUACUGAAUUUCUUAAAGUAUAAAUUUGGAACGGUAAAAGAGUAUAAUGGGACUUCUGUAUAACGAACCGCUUAGGGAUUUGAAUUUUUUUAUACAUGGGUUUUACUGUAUAUUGUUUUAGAUGCAAUAGCGAUUGUUUAGAAAAAAGAUUAAAGUUAGGGCCAAAAAAAACGUCUACCCCGCCCAAACAAGCCUUUACAAUGAAGUAUUUUCUAUACGUAUUUUACUUUUCAGAAUUCCUCUACAACAUCCAACAUAUUCCCUACAUUGCUCAAAAGGAACGACUGUACAUAUUGCGAAAGUUCACAGCUGAUCUUAACUUUGAUCCGGAGAUAAGAGCCGCCAGUUUGGUCAGAAGUCUGAAUGGACAUGUGGUAAAAGCUGUACAUUGUGUGUGUCGACGAGCAGCUAGUCUAGCCAUUUUAAAAGGAGCAAGCACGAUUACUAGGGAGGAUUUUAGCAAGGCUAUACAAUAUGUAAGUAUUGAUGUAUAUUGUUAUAUCUGAUGUUUGGGUAGGAAAUGGACUGUGGAUCAUGGCGUUUUUAGUUUUGUAGAUUGUUUGGGCUAUUACUCAUAAGUUAUAGUUAAAAUUUUGUGGUUCUGUGAACUUUUGGACCGGAAGAUUACAAAAGUAUUAUAGAUAAUCGAGCCGAUAGAAAAAAUUUUGAAAACAGUUACGAAAGAUAAAUAAAAUUGUAUUUUAGGUAGUGUUUCGACAAGGAGUGCGACCUUUUGUGAUACGACCGUGUUUAAACGUCUCAGCACUUCAAAACCCUCUAGUCCAAAGAAAUUAUCAAAUGUGUACUAAAGUCGACUCAACCUAA